Molecule: messenger RNA, 890 nt
Organism: Suillus bovinus
Lineage: Eukaryota; Fungi; Basidiomycota; Agaricomycetes; Boletales; Suillaceae
Exons: 4
Coding region: 39-776 (245 amino acids)
Biological process (GO): riboflavin biosynthetic process
Molecular function (GO): riboflavin synthase activity
Source: RefSeq, a predicted model, not a curated record
GUCUUUCUCAGAUCUGACUAUAACGUUGCAACUCGGACAUGUUUACUGGUCUGAUUGAACACCUUGGAACAGUGUCUGCUAUCCACCGGGAUGAUGGCGGUUGUGCUUUAACCAUAUCACAGUCCGCACCUAUCUUGGUGGACUGUCAUAUCGGUGACUCCAUAGCUGUCAAUGGGGCCUGUUUGACAGUUGUCGAAUUCGAUGUCGAGCGUGAUGGAGGAUAUUUCAAAAUAUGGCUAGCCAACGAGACCCUCAGCAGGACUGAUCUGGGCGAUCGCAAGGUCGGUGAUCAGGUGAACCUUGAGCGUGCCAUGGGUGCGCAUGUUCGAUUCGGUGGUCACUUCGUGCAGGCUCAUGUUGAUGUAACUGCGACCAUUCUCAAGAGAGCUCUUGAUGGGGAUUCGUUACGUCUUUGGUUCCAACUUCCAGAACCAACCGCAGAAAGACCUUGCCUUCUUCCUUAUAUCAUCCCAAAGGGUUAUGUCACUAUAGACGGUGCUUCCCUGACCGUUACUUCUGUUGAUGAUGCCGAAAGGACGUUCGGUGUUAUGCUUAUCCAACAUACGCAGCAGAAGAUCACCUUGGCAAAAAAGGCCAACGGCGAGAGAGUGAACAUCGAGGUUGACAUGGUGGGAAAGUAUGUAGAAAAGAGCGUAUUGGCUGCUUUGGGGGGUGGUGGUGGAGAAGCCAUGCGAACCUUCGUCCAGAGAAUUGUGGAGGAAACGCUCGUCAACAAGGGAAUUCUACCUUCUGCAGUCUCCAAUGAUAUUCAGUAGUUAGACGAAGCCAGCAUGUGCGUUAUUUUUCGACUUACAAUAACUGCUAGUGUGGAAGCCAAAUGCUCGGCUAUAGCAAAUACAUCCGACAGUCAAUGUCCGAUAGACUACAGU